GUGCAAUUUGAUCUAAAUGCAAGCUCAUUCCAUUUAAUGCCUUAGCCUGCUUUGUUCCCUCCCUAAAUAAUUUACUCCCCAACUAGCUUCUUCAAUUCCACUUUUACCCCUCAUUUGUUUAUAGUACGUUUUGAAUUUUUUGGGUACGUACAAUAUGUUGCGGUAACAUCGAUAACAAGUUUUUUUCCCCCAACUUUAUGACGAUGCAGAGAACAUAUUGAAGAACGGGGGAUGGGAAGAAGGUCCCUACAUCCUCCCCAACACAUCGUGGGGAGUCCUGAUCCCUCCCAACAUCGAGGACGACCACUCCCCGCUCCCCGGAUGGAUGGUGGAGUCCCUGAAGGCCGUCAAGUACAUCGACUCCGAUCACUUCUCCGUCCCCCAGGGGAAACGGGCGGUCGAGCUCGUGGCCGGGAAAGAGAGCGCCAUCGCCCAGGUGGCCCGGACCAUCCCGGGCAAGGCCUACACCCUGACCUUCGCGGUCGGGGACGCGAGCAACGCGUGCGCGGGCUCGAUGCUCGUCGAGGCCUUCGCGGGGAGGGACACCCUGAAGGUGCCCUACACAUCGAACGGGAAGGGCGGGUUCAAGCGGGCGGUGCUCCGGUUCGUGGCGGUCUCGACCCGGACCCGGGUCAUGUUCUACAGCUCGUUCUACCACAUGCGGAGCGACGACUUCUCGUCACUGUGUGGGCCCGUCAUCGAUGACGUCAAGCUGCUGAGCGUACGCGGCAACGGGCGCGUGUGAGUCACGUGGUGGUUACUAAAAAUAGGUUAUUGAGACGAGCUGGCGUGUUAGGCUGAAGGCGGCCUGGGUUUCGGGGGGAGUGCUAUAAAUUAAUAGAAGUGAGAACGAGAGAAAGGAGUGUUUGUUAUAUAGUAGCCGAACGAUUUACGAGUAAUUUGCGAUAUUACUUUGUAUGGUUUUCGAAAGAAUGAGAAAUCGGGGAAUGUUGCUCUCUUUCUGAGAGUAAUCUUGAGAAUAAAAAUUUGUUGGUGGUAUAUAUAUAUAUAUUGGGGAACUGGGGAAUUGUAUAAUGUUUAGAUGGAUAGUCUUUGUUAUAGUUUGUGUUUUUGUCGAGUCUUGAGAGUUGUGUGAUUUUUACCAAAAUAAAUGGAUCAAAAAGUUAUAAUCGAAUAACAAAGCGAGCUCGUUUAUGACUAGAAACCCGAUUUGUUAAUUGAAAACCUACGCAUGAUAGAGUAUGAAUUUAUUACAACCUACACACGACAGAGUACCAUGAUGAUGAUAGCUCAUUUGUUCACUAAUAUUACAAUGGAGAAUCUAAACUAAACGUAGCUCUGCCACUACUAAAUUAUUGAGCUUCUGAAUUUUGAAAAUGACAUGCAUGGCCGGAGUUCAAAUGAGAAGUAGGAGUAGUACUGGGUUUUUUUUUAUGCUUGUGACGAAGCAAAGUCAUAAUUGGUUCCUAGUCUUGAAGGUCUCGAAGCAGGCCAAUUGAAUGAAGGUUCUGCUCAUCUUCCCAAUGAAGAUCAAGACAUGGUUUUAUUGCUGAUAGUGAUCGUGGGGGUUGCGAUUAUAAAUAUAUAUAUUGAAAUAUGUGGCUAGGCUACCAUCAAUAUUAAUAUAUGAGAGUUUUGUCCUUUAGUUGAUUGCUUGCUUGCAGGUUUUAGGGUUGCCAACAUGUGCAUUCUGUUCAACAAUGACAGAGCUCCGAUAUGCGAUAUCGGCAUUCCUUAUCCCACAAUUUAAGGGACAGAAUAGUAAGCCGAUCAUGGUAAUCUAUACACAUAUAUGGCUCUUAAAAAAGUAUUUGUGUUCCACGACUUUAAAACUCAAUGCUUUGAAAUAACUAAAUUGUCUACCUCAUUAUGUAAAAAUGAUAAAAGAUAGAAUGAAGGUCAAGUGGUCAACGAUGCCACACGCUCGAGAUUAGCAGAGGAACUGGACUGGAGGCUGCAAGGCAGGGUUCUCCACGAAAUGCAGAUUCGUAUCCCAAGAAUUAGGAGAGACUAGAGUGUUUACUAUUUAUCGGGAAGUCAAAUCGAAUCAACUCUUAUCUAGUUCGAGCUCAGCUUAUUUACUAAAGUUUUUAUUUGUUUUUUUUUUUACUUGAACUCGGUUCAUUAGUGAGCUCACUAGUUCAACUUGAUGCCUGCUCAUCAAUUAGCUCGAGCUCUCAACUUAUUUAUCACUCAAAACAGUUUAACUUCUUACAAAACUCUAAAUAAUUAUAAUUUAAACAUAUUAAAAUUUGUAUGUCAUGUAUAAUACGUGUGAUUAGUGUCAUGAUGAGAAAAAAAAAGAAUAUAAGUAUAUGUUUCAU
Linum trigynum is the source of this 2285-nucleotide messenger RNA. The record is from the annotation of a GenBank genome assembly. NCBI's taxonomy places the organism in Eukaryota, Viridiplantae, Streptophyta, Magnoliopsida, Malpighiales, Linaceae.